Lutzomyia longipalpis is the source of this 11028-nucleotide messenger RNA. RefSeq names its product eye-specific diacylglycerol kinase (gene rdgA). The coding region runs from base 2817 to 9881 and encodes 2354 amino acids. Gene Ontology annotation, molecular function: protein binding; ATP-dependent diacylglycerol kinase activity. Lineage: Eukaryota; Metazoa; Arthropoda; Insecta; Diptera; Psychodidae. Gene Ontology annotation, biological process: lipid phosphorylation; diacylglycerol metabolic process; intracellular signal transduction. The record is from RefSeq and is a predicted model, not a curated record. The transcript has 24 exons.
CGUUAAAAAGAUAAUUUAGGAUAGACUUAAGUGAUAAUAAUACUAAUUAAAAGUCCUAAUCGUUGAAAUUUUGAUUUUUGGAUAAUAACAGUUAUAAAUUAUAGAUUCAUUCAAACUCCAUUUUCAGCUAUAAAAGGGGGGCGUAUAUUAGUAGUGGGGAUGAAUAAUACGCUUUAUUAAGAUAUAGUAAGUUUAUGGGUAGAAUAUUUAAGGAAUGUUAUUGAUCGUAUCGAUAUGAAUUUGCCUCAUGGAAUUGAUUUACGAGAUUUUUCAAUUCAACUUUUUCGCUCCUAUAUUAUAGUGUCGCAUAUGAGGGUUGCGAUUGUUUUGAUAUCGUAGUUAUAAACUUACUCAUAGGAAUUCCUCUUACAGGAGAGCACGAGGGUGAGAGAGAGUAUAAGAAUGAGAAAAAAGUGAGAUAGUGAAUAAAGAGAGCUUAGAGCUUUUCAAAUACUCAUUUUACAUACCUUUUGUAUAUAACCAAAGCAUUCUAGAGCUUUUUCAUACCUACUCUCUCUACAGAUUGCUUGUGUGUAUAUAUACCACUCUCUUCACUCUGGCUUUUCCUCUUGAUAAUAUGGCCUCUCUGAGUGUUAUGGACUUGUGAGGAUGUUUGAAAUACCGUGUGCGAGAGGAAAACAUCAGCCAUGAGUUUUCCUCAAAUUUUACUCUAGAGAGGCACGAGAGGUGGUUGAGCGAGUGGCAAACGGUCAGUACACACAAUUCUCUCGUCGUGUAAAGUCGUACUAAGAGACAAGAAGAACAUUAUUUAUAAUCAUGUUUCUGGUGUAUAUUCAAUUUUUGAAUAUGUUUUCUUCUUUCACCAAAUAUACAUUACAUUCAUCAUUUUCCUAUACAUUUUCUCGUUUGUAUUCUCUUUCUCUCUCUCUCUCUCUUAUUCAUAUAUCGACAAUGUUUAAAAAAAGUAGAAAGAAAAUACGAAUCUAUUGGUCGUGAAAUUUAAUUUUUGCAGUUGACUAAAAUAAAUUAAUCAUUUUUUGAAAACAUUAAUUGCGAAUUGCGUUAACAGAAAUAUUUUAGUGAUUUAAUGCCUAUACAAAAAAAAUCUCUUGUGAUAGAAUGUAAUACGAUAUGAGGAUCGUAUUUCUUUCUUCGUCAAUUUAUUUUGACAGUGUCUCCUGCUAUAACAUGGGAUAUAAUGUUCCGAAAAACAAUUAAAUUCACAUUUUUGUACCACUGUGUACAUAAUAUAUGAGAUUUUUGUCAGUUUUCCUCGAAUGGUGAAUUUCUUGUAUUUUUUUUUUUGGAGGUGUGUUCUUUUUUUUAGAAUGUAUUUUUGUGUUAAAAAAAAAUGUUACCUCACGUUAAACUUCUAUGGAUACAUUUUACCCCCCCCCCCCCAUAUGGAGAGAACAUCUAUAUAGAUGUUCUUACGGUUGUUUUCUCUACAAUAUUAAUGGUUGUUGUUAUACACUUUGCAAAGGCAAAAAAUCGGUUCGUUUUUCUUCCGUACAUGGCAGUCUGUGAAUAUGCUAUUUACUAAUUGAUGGUAAAACAUAGUUCUAAAAACAAAGUUCGUGUGGUGAUGCGCUGUAUUUCGCCUCUAUUUCGUGGUAUAUUGUGUGAUACGUAAUAAGGAGAGGAGCGAGUUCCUUUUUUGGUGGAUAAUUUAUUUUGUUGACGUGGUUUAAGAGGGUGAAACACGUCAGAAAGUUUUUUUUACCGCCAUCACUUAAAGUGCGAAAAAACAAAAAUUUAAUGAUUUGCCGAGACUGUGAGAUAUAUUUCUCUUGCUUACCCAUAUAUGUAUAUCAUUUUAUCAGUAGAAUGUGAAUUGAUGCUUUUUCUUAGGGAGACAUUCGCGGAUUUUCUCACGUCAUUUUUUGAAAAGUCGAAGACGAUACGUAGGUACAUAAAAAAAUAUGAGAGAGAGAAUACUUUUUAACCACAUUCCUUUUUUCAAAUUGUGCUUUUAUCUGUGAUGACACAAAAAAAAGACAGCUUUGCAGAAGACAGGAAUAUAAAAAAAGGAGAAAAAUGUUUUAUAAUAGCCUUUCUUGCAAUGAAAGAAACGAUAGUGAAAAGUCAAUGUGCGUGAAACUGUUUAUGAAAACUUUUAAAUGUCCAAGUUAAGUUUUAUGUGUGUGCUAUGUUGCGUAAAAAAGAUAUCAAUUAAAACGAUUUAAGAAAAAAAUCUACAAAUAAUAUGCAAAUAAUAGAUAAAAUUUAAUAUAUAUUUUCAAAUGGAUUACCAAAUAAAAAAAAAUAUUAAAGAUUUAGUGAACUAUAUUUGUGCAAAGAAAUCUUGAAAAACAAUAAUUUUGUUAGUGAAAAUUCUUUAAAACUACAGACAUUGUGUUAUCUUACUUUUGCAAAAUUUUAACUGUUCAACAAAUAUAUAAUGUGUCUGUGUAAUAAGAAAUGUACAUAGUGUCUAAAAUAAUAUUAUUUUGAAACAAAAAUUUCCACACAAAAUACUCUAUUCAGUACAUCGAAAUAUAUAUUAUAUUAUAAAUUAAAAUUGUAAUUUCCAGUAUACCUUUAAACUAUGGUGAUAUUCUUCUAUAAGUAAUAAAAAAAAAGAUGUAAAUUGAAAAUACUAAGUUGUAAAAAUCUCAAUUUUUAUCAUAUAAAAAUUUCUUAUGGAACAAGUUAUUAAGACAAGAGAAUUCAACAAAGAAUAUCAAAUUUAUAAGUGUAAGUUUCCAAAAUAAUGUUCCUGGCUAUUCUUGAACAGAGUGGAGAUUUAUUUCCGAAACGAUAUGACUGGGUAGGAGACCUCACAGUGGAAGGCUUUUGCCUCCAUGUCGAAAUUGUGAGGUAUACGACACCCAUUUGUUACCUGGAUCAUUACUAUGCAACGCUUGCGAACAACAUUCACGCGAUCACGGACGCCUACAGGUGCCGAAAUGAAAACUCAGAGCAGUCUUGAGGUGCCUAAACAGGUUCGCUCGGCAUCAUUCGACGAAAUCCAAUUAGAGGCUCAGCGUGCAGGUCUCCUUCGUCAGUCGACCGAUGAUAAAACAGGGCUGUUGCAGGUGCCACAGGUGACAAAUCAACGAUCACGAAGCUUUGAUUCAGCUUCGGGUACGGGAGAUGAGAGUGGGACAUUUCUAGAAGUACCGAAGCGCUUUCAAAGGCGUCGAUCGUCGGGUACAAAAUCUUCACCACCGGCAUGCGUACACUGCCAAUACCUUGAAGAAUAUGAACGCCAAGUGAGUGCGGAUCAGUUAUAUUUUAUUGAUCACCAAGAAGUACGAUCGCUCAGCUACAGUGACACAUCCUCGAGUGAUGGAGAUGCAGAUGAUGAGGAUGCAAGUGAGUCAGAAUAUGGCAAUUGUCUCUUACCACCACCCACGCCUUUUACGCCCUUUACACCAUCCUCGCCAUGUGGCAUCACGUUCACUUUGUCCCCAACUCAUGCUGACGUGCCAACAUUCCUUCCACUGGGCUCGCCACCGGCUCAAAUGGCACCAUUGGUGUUUUCACCACCACCUACCAUGGAACAACUUCCGUCGCCACUAACAUCAUCCCCGCCACCAUUUGGAGACGAACCACCACAUAUCAGCCGUCCACGAAGGCGCUCGAUAUCGCGCCAAGAAGCCGUGUUUGUGGAGCCCCUAGAGAGCUCCUUGGAGAACGUUGCACGCGCAAGUCGAGAGGAAGAGCAUUUGCCGAGGGAGAACUUACAAGAGGCAAAGGAUGAUGAUGAUGAUGAUUACGAUAUAGCGCGUGAGGGUGAGGAAAAGUCAUCGAGUUAUGGGCGAUGUGAGGCGCCACCUGAUGCUGUGUGCGACAUCUACUUGACUGUGCCAGAUCUUAAACGAGAUCGCGCCGCCUCUGUGGAUUCGUGCUUCACCAAAGUGCCAUCAUCUGGGAAAGCAGAAGAGAUUCAACCCCCACCCGAUGGUGGUUUAACACUCACCGUACCCAGUACUAAUGCCACCCGCUCGAGAUCUGUGGAUAUUGUGUUGCCAACGGAUGAGCAAGCACGCUACAAAGCCCUAGCUAUGGCCGGAGCUGCGGCUUACUCACAAGUCCACAAAGGAAAGCACGACGUGGACUCGAGGGCAAUUCGAUGUACGCCAGAUUGGAGUGAAAAUGCUGUGGCUGGGGAUCAUCUGUGGGUACCCACUUCGGUAUCUGGUGAUUGCUGCUACGUGGGGGACAAUGAAUGUGUGAAGCAUGGACCACGGAUGAAGUGUUCAGCAUGCAAAAUAAUUGCCCAUGCAAAUUGCAUUGGUAUACUAAUGGAACGCAAUAAAUUAUCGUGUAAACCUACCUUUAGGGAUGUUGGUAUACGACAAUAUAGGGAACAAACCACGACCCACCAUCACUGGGUACAUCGAAGAACAGAGAAGGGGAAGUGUAAACAGUGUGGAAAGUCACUUCAGGCGAAAUUGUCUUUUGGAUCCAAGGAAAUUGUUGCUUUAUCGUGUGCAUGGUGCAAAUCAUCGUUUCAUAACAAGGAAUCUUGUUUCAACCAACACCGAAUUGGUGAAGAAUGCUCAUUAGGGAUACAUUCCAGUAUUAUUGUGCCUCCAUCAUGGAUUGUUAAAUUACCACGAAAGGGAAGUUUCAAGUCAUCGCUGAGGAAAUCACCGCGAAAGAAGCAAGUAGGGAAGAAGAAGCCGAAAGAUCGAGAGCCACGUACAUUUGUGAUUAAACCAAUCCCAACGGCCAAUGUUACGCCCGUAAUUGUUUUUAUUAAUCCAAAAAGUGGAGGCAAUCAGGGGGCGAAACUUCUGCAAAAAUUCCAGUGGUUAUUAAAUCCACGCCAGGUGUUUGAUUUGACCCAGGGUGGCCCAAAGAUGGGACUGGAAUUGUUUCGCAAAGUGCCGCAAUUGCGUAUAUUGGCAUGCGGUGGCGAUGGUACUGUUGGUUGGGUGCUGUCAGUGCUGGACCAAAUUGGUUUCACACCUCCACCCGCAGUGGGUGUACUACCACUCGGAACAGGAAAUGAUCUAGCACGUUCCCUGGGUUGGGGUGGUGGAUACACGGAUGAACCAAUUGGGAAAAUAUUGGCCAAUAUUGGGGAUUCCGAUACUGUUCUGUUGGAUCGAUGGAGUCUCCGUGUUGAGCCCAAUCCAUCGGCUAAAAGUGAUUCAGUAGAUGGCAAAGAUGAGUUGCCGCUCAAUGUUGUGAAUAACUACUUUUCCCUGGGUGUUGAUGCUCAUAUUGCUUUGGAAUUUCACGAGGCCCGGGAGGCCCAUCCGGAAAAAUUCAACUCUCGUCUUCGGAAUAAGAUGUUUUAUGGGCAGGCGGGUGGCAAGGAUUUGUUAAAACGAAAAUGGAAGGGUUUAGCAGACUUUGUGACCCUCGAGUGUGACGGAAAGGAUUUAACGCCGAAAUUACGAGAACUCAAAGUGCAUGCCAUUGUAUUCCUAAACAUUCCCAGCUAUGGUGGUGGAACGCAUCCAUGGAAUAAAUCCGGUGGCCAAUAUGAACCAUCCACUGAUGACGCACUUAUUGAAGUGGUUGGUCUCACCACGUACCAAUUGCCCCUACUGCAGGCCGGUGGUCACGGAUCAUGCAUAACGCAGUGUAGGUCAGCAAAGAUCGUCACAUCGAAAACCAUUCCAAUGCAGGUAGAUGGGGAAGCAUGCAAGCUGAAACCAUCCAUCAUUGAGAUUAAUCUACUCAAUAAAGCUGUGAUGUUGGCAAAGAGGAAGCCCGGCAGGAUUAAUGUUCAACAUUCAACAUUGGAACCCCUAAACAUUAGUAUUAAUCGAAUCACAAUGUCCGAUUACGAGCAACAUCAUUACGAUAAGGAUUUGCUUAAACAAUCAGCCACAUCAAUUGGAUACAUAGAAGUGAAUCCCAUAGCUGAUUUGGAGAAUGUGAGAACUCUGGUGAAUCGCCAAUGUGAAACAGCUGUGGAAAGUGGUGUGAAAUUGUCGUCAGAGUGGUGCUUUGUGGAUUCAUGUACCGCAGAACGAUUUUUCCGUGUAGAUCGAGCACAGGAGCAUCUCCACUAUAUAACAGAUAUUGCAAAUGAUGCGCUCUACAUACUCGAUCAAGAUUGCCCAACAAUGCCACAGACGCCAGAGGAUGAGACGGCUCUUGCAUCGCCAAGUUCUCUCCAUCAACCACCCAAUACCAGUCCAUCUGAAUCAAGUGAAAAGGAUUCACGCGAGUGCACCCCACUCACGCCACAAAAGAAAUUCUUCAAUCGAUCUCUGUCAGGGCCUGGACCAACGACAAAUCUCGAUAAUCUCUCUCCAACGUUAAAUCGCAUGACCUAUCAAUCGGAUUCAGACAAUGAGGUGAUUCGCAAUGGAAAGACACUAGAAACAAAGACCAUCAACUUCAGAAGCUUUCAUGAGAGAUUAUUUAGUCUGAAUGAAGAUCCUUUUGGAUUCAGCAAUUUACUGGAAAAGACAACGGAUGUUGUCAUUAAAGCAGCCAAAUCCGGUGAUUUAUUGCUGCUGAAAGAGCUUCAUACCCAAGGAUAUUCGCUGUUGUCCAUUGAUUCAACAGGACAAACAGCUCUACACUAUGGUGCUCAGUAUGGACACAAAGAUAUUGUGAGAUUUCUCAUAUCCUAUGCUCCCAACUCCAUCAUAAAUAUGCUAGACAAUGAAAGAGGACAAACGGCCUUGCACAUGGCUGCAGCCAACAAACGACGAAGUAUCUGCUACAUGCUGGUAGCAGCAGGUGCAAAUCUCGACAUUCAGGAUAAUGAGGGGAGAACACCAAAGAUGUUGGCCAUCCUUGCUGAUGACCACAAUUUAGCAACGUACCUUGAAAUGGUGUGCUUGAUGCUGGUGCAGCCCAGUGAUGGGUUCAAGUUGACCGCAUCUCCAUCAGCUGGGGUGUCGCGUGCCGAUAAGACGGGCACAGCAAACACCUGGCGGAAGAAUCCGCGGGUUCGAGAUGUUCUGCAAAAAGUUCACCUAUCGACUAAAUUGAAUAGAGACGAUGAUGACGACAAUGAUGCCCGCGAAGAUAUCGGGAAUGAAGAUGACAACGACGAUGAUGAAAAACUUGAGUACAGAUUCGAAAAAGUACACCACAGCAAUGUAAAGACGAAGAUUCAGCAGGAUAUGCCUCCCAAACGAAUGAAAAAGAAAGUUUCCAAAGUGGAAAGUACACAAAAGGACAACUAUGACGACGAGGAUGACGAAGACGAUGAUAAAUCAUUGGAAGCAGCUUGGUGGAAUUUUUAUGGAGUUUUCUCGGACAAGAAAAGCAAAUUUCUCAGUGCAAUGGAAUCAGUAAGAGAGGCUGAGAAUCAGGAAAUUCUCAAGGAGGCACCCAAAAGUGAACCACUCAAUGGAAAUUUGUGGAAAUCAUACCUCAACCGGAAGCCAUUUAAUUUAAUUUUCAACUUUGACGAUGACAACGAUGACGAUGACGAAGAUAACAAAAAGGUGAAAAAGGAGAAAGAAAAACAACAAGAUGUCAAGGUUACAGAAAAAUCCAAAGGACCUCUAUCAGCGGAUGAUUUUGAAGAUUUACUCCUCUUUUUACCAUCAUUUGUUCCCAAUUACACCAAUGUGGAAAAUAUUGACUGUAGAAGGCAGGGUCAAAUUUUCCAGCGACAACUUCGAGGGCAGAAACUCUGGGCUUUUCAAAUGCUCGAUGCAACGGGAAAAAUCAGUUCAGGUCUUCUACAGGGAAAUAUCAAUCAGCUUGGUAAUUAUGAUCUGUGUACGGAUAUUGCAACACGCGUAAAAGUCACUGAAAAGGAUUCUGUGCGAAUUCAGGGAAAAUAUUGCUUGGCAUCCAUUGAAUUGCAGGCUGAAGAUGAAAAUUUGAAGUUACCACUACACCUUAUUCAAGGAAAAUCCCUCCUGAGAAGCUCUCUUGCGGAUCCUAAUCACUUCCUACCACGCUUUACGAUAUUUAAUUGGGGUAUAUGCGUACCAGCUGCAUGCAGUGCUGCGGAUAUUGAGGAUUUCCUCGAUGAUACACUUGAAGACUAUAACGCAACGGGAGUAACAGUGUUCGUUGAUCUUAAAGAUGAAGAUUGCUAUGUGAAGAAAAAACAGGACUGGAAUAAUCUUCUAAAGACUGAAUGGCAACUCACUGCUACCAUUGCUGGGGUAUGCUUUGUCCUUGUGAUUGCAACUCUUGCCACAAUGAAUGAUUGGUGGAUUCAAUGGAAGAGAGCAGCUAUUGUGAUUGAGAUUGUCGAUGGAAAUGAUGAGGAUGGGAAACGAGGUGAAAGUGUAGCAAUACCACCAGAGGAGGGCAAUACAGAACCACUGGAAAUGGUGAAUCAGGUACUAAUGGCAUUUUCAAUGAGGCAAACACUCAGGGAUUUGGUGCAUUUGCGUGACGGAGAAAUUGGGUGCAUUCAUGGCCUCAAGACGAUUGCCUCACUUUCCAUCUUUCUCACCCUAAAGACACUACAAGUUGUACGACUGCCUUGGUCCAAUAGGAUUGCCCUCACAGAAACACUCGAUAACCCAGCAACGUUGCCACUGAGAUCACCUCUUCUCUCUAUGGAUCUUUUCCUUGUUCUCAGUGGUAUCCUCGUUGCAUACAGCAUGUGCACGGAUUUCGAAACUUACGGACGAAUUCGGUGGAUUAGACGAAUUUUGGGGAGAGUUUUACGUCUUCUACCCCUAUUGGCUCUAUCUACGCUCUUUACUGCCUGGAUAUGGCCACAUUUAGGAUCAGGUCCACUCUGGGGGGAUAUUAUUGAGGAGAAUUCGGAUAUUUGCCAAGAAAGCUCUUGGAAGAAUUUUCUAUUCAUCAACAAUUGGGGCGACAUUGAGAAAUCAUGUUCACCGCAUACAACACAACUAGCCAUUGAGUUCCAACUGUUUCUCUUAUCACCACUCGUCAUUUGGCUCAUGUACAGAUCUCCAGUAAUGGGUUUGGGACUCUUUGGGCUUCUACAUGCUUUCUCAGCAGCCACGAGAUUUUCUGACACACAGCAAAAUCGUCUUUCACCCUGGAUCUUUCAUGGAAUGAAGUUAUCACAAAUUCAUAGAACCAUCAAUCUCUCCUUUGGAUCUCUUCUACAUCGUAUAACUCCCUACAUGGGAGGCCUUGGGCUGGGUAUGAUGCUUCAUCAAACUGGAAGGAAUGUUCGCCUCUCAGAUGGAAUAAAGUACGGCGGGUGGGCUUCAUGCCUCAUUUCAUUCACAUGGUGCUUUGCAUCUCAGUGGGACAUAACACGACGCGACUAUGUUUAUGAUCCCACUGAAAUGGCCAAGUCUACUGCAUGGACACCACUCAUUUGGACCAUUGCCAUUAGUUGGAUUGUUUUUGCGUGCAAUUCCGGGAAUGGAGGCAUUCUCAGUGAUAUCCUCUCUUCGAAGCCCAUGAUAUUCAUGAGUCGCAUCUCCUAUGCCAUGUAUUUUGUCGAGUUCAUCGUGCUCAAUACUACGGCAGCCACGGUGCAACAUCCAGACGCAUUUGGCCUAUCAGAUUUUCUUGAUUGGGUGGAAAUUGGAGCAAUUAUCGCCUGUGCGACAGCACUCUCAUUAAUCUUCGACUUGCCUAUGUACAGUGUGAAAGCUCUACUGCUCAAUGCCGCAGAAGCGGAAGACGCACAGCCAGCCACAGACUCUCCAGCGGAAGCGGAACAAUCGGAUAGGGCAACUGGGGAGCCAGAGGAAGAAAUUGAGGAUAUUUUCGGGGAGCAGGAUGAAGUGAAGGAGAAAUUACCAAAGAGGAAAAUUCAAUUUUAUGCCGAGGAGAAUGAAGACGACGAGCCGGAAGGACAUGUGGGUGGAGGAGAGGCCACGGAUGACAUUUGGGGAAUAGAUGAAAGAAAUGAAGAAUUCAUCCCCAAAAGACCAUCAUCGUACGCAAAGAGAUACAACUACAGCAAGACACCUGAUGAAGACAACCUUGGGGCCAAUGAAGAGGAUGAGGCAGUAGAUGAGGAAGAAGAGGAGGAAGAAAACGGGGAAGAAAUUGAGGAGGAGAAAGAAAUUACCAGGAGAUCACGACGCUGGUAAAACUUUAAAUAGUCUCUCAUCAUUUAAUUUAAUUUUUGUCAUUUACCAUAGGGGAGAGCUGGGUUAAAAAAGUCACUCAAGGGUUUAGAAAAAGCUCAAAAUAUCAUAUUUCCCAAAUAAAUCAAGCGAAAUGUAUUGCUCAUUUCUUUAGGAAAUUUACUGCUCUACAACUCUUUCUCAGACCAUUUUGUUCUAUCUAGCUAGGAAAUAUGAUAUUUUAGGCUUUUCCUAAACCCUUAAGUAACUUUAUUAGCCCCGCCCUCCCCUACUCACGCCAAUUUUUUAUUCAAAAAGAUAUUUUUCCCCGAGGAGAGUGUCCAAAUAAAGUAACGAAAAUAAUCAACAAAAAUUAUACUACAGCGGAAAAUUAACUUUUCCGCUCAGUUGAGAAAUUCAUAAAAAUCACAAUUGUUCGUUCUGCAGAACAGGAAUUUUAAGCGCCGGAAAAUCUUUUUUUAUUCAGAAUGAAAAAUAGAAUAUUCAUAUAUCCCAUAAUACCUACCACAGGAAUUAAACCUCCAUCAAAAUGUACACAGUGACAAGCAUAAAGUUAAAUCAAGGAAUUUUCGUUGCAGCUAUUUUGUGUAUAGGAGGUAUUUUGUGCUGAAACAGAGGUUUAGUAAAUUUUAACAUUGAUUUUAGGUGCCGAAAAUAUAAACUCACCACUCCUCUAUUAAUUCUUAUUUUUCAUUUGCAAAUAAGCUGUGGAUUCAUUAAAACAUUUUAUGGAACACAGUUGGAUGAAACUAACUUUCAUGAUUUCACAAAGACGUUUUAAUUUCUAAAGGCCUUUUAAUGCAGGCUCUAAAAGAGAAAUUGAAAAAAAAGGAAAGAUAGUAAAAGGAAAUAAUUUGUCUCCAUUUAUUAAAAGCUCAAGAGAACAUUCUUCUAAAAAAACAAUAUAAACUAUUUUUAUGUAAAUUGAAAAAAAAACCAUUCUGGAAAGAUGUAAUCAGUGUUCAACAGAGGCCUACCGAUUCGAAAUUCUGCAUAUGACACACUCUCCUCAAGGGAACUCUCAUCACCCACUGCGAACGAAAUAGGAUCGUCCUGUUGUGAAAUAAAUUACAUACAUCAGUGUAAAUUUUACAACAAUAAUUUAUUUAUCUCUUCCGUUUGUGACUGUUAAUAAAGUAAGUUGAACAUU